AUGCAAGCGCAACAGCCGGUGGCCUACCAACCGCAGAGGGUGCACGAGGUGUAUCGGGCCGCGAGUCUGGGCCUGGGCCUGGGCGUCGGCGACAGUUCGGGCAUCCCGCACAGCGCCGGCAGCUCGGCCAGCAACUCGCCGGACCGUUACGAGCACUUCUCCUCGCCGCCGCCCACGCCGGCGACCACCGAGCCGGAGUUCGCCGACCGCGAGGGCAGUCCAGGUGCGGCCGGCUUCCACCCGCGGCGCCACCUGCAUUUGCCCCUCCACCCGCAUCACCAUCACAACGCGACCGAGUACCAGGCGACGGCGACGUACGCGACGUACGAGUCCCUCGAUGAAGAGGACGCGCGGUACCGGGCGACCCUCCAGGCGGCGCGGCCGCGCGCCCGGGACCGCCACGCCGGCUUCGACGCGGAGCCCUGCUCCGGGGAGGAGCUCCUCUUCGCGGAGCGCGCUCGUUUCCUCGCCUCGCCCCGCUGUCGCGAGCCCGUCGACGAUCUCUACCCUGUCGUCGGCGAGCCGCUCUACGAGUUCAAGUCCGAGCCCAUCGACUUCCCGACCGUGGAGACGCCGCGGCGCCACCCCGCCGGAGUCGCCCCCCUGCCCGCCGCCCCUGCCCCAGGCUCCGCUAAGCGCAAGAGGAAGGCCAGCCUCGAUGGACUCAACGGGCCCGACGUCGACGCUGGCUCCAGGGUCAAGUUACGCCGCAAGAGCGGCGCCACCUACGAGGAAAUCCAGAACCAGAGGGUCAUGGCGAACGUGCGCGAGCGACAGCGCACCCAGAGCCUCAACGAGGCCUUUGCCGCUCUCAGGAAGAUCAUUCCCACCCUGCCCUCCGAUAAACUCAGCAAGAUCCAGACCCUCAAGCUCGCCACCAGGUACAUCGACUUCCUCUACAGGGUGCUCCACUGCAACGCCGAAACCGAGGACGGCCUCGAGGACAACCAAGGUGAGAGGAGUCCGAGGAGUGCAGUGUUAGCGGCGAGGGAGAUCACCUCCUCCUCGUGCAGCUACAUGGCGCACGAGAAGCUCUCCUAUGCGUUCAGCGUCUGGAGGAUGGAAGGCGACUGGAGCUCGAAUCUCUGAGUCCUUCGAACAAGGACCCUUGCAAGGGAUAGACUCGAAGAGAAGCUGAGCUCCCAAACUCUCAGGGACGCGGUUAGACCUGUUCUCCUCUUCCUUUCGCCGGCUCGAAGGAUCUGAAAUCAACGACGAGGCUUCUUCGGACAGAAGACACGCAUCGAGAGUCCGUUGCUCGGACUAUUCCUGGAGAGAACGAUGGAUUCCGAUUUAAGGUAUCUUAGGGUUGAAUACAAUCUAAGAAGC
Orussus abietinus is the source of this 1329-nucleotide messenger RNA. RefSeq lists its product as uncharacterized. The record is from RefSeq and is a predicted model, not a curated record. Lineage: Eukaryota; Metazoa; Arthropoda; Insecta; Hymenoptera; Orussidae. The transcript is spliced from 2 exons. Bases 1 to 1089 code for a protein of 362 amino acids. Gene Ontology annotation, molecular function: RNA polymerase II transcription regulatory region sequence-specific DNA binding; DNA-binding transcription factor activity, RNA polymerase II-specific; protein dimerization activity. Gene Ontology annotation, biological process: developmental process; regulation of transcription by RNA polymerase II.